AUGGCUACUGAAUUAACUGUUCAAUCUGAAAGAGCUUUCCAAAAGCAACCACACAUUUUCACCAACCCAAAGGCUAAAGCCAACAAGAAAACCAAGAGAUGGUAUAAAGAUGUUGGUUUAGGUUUCAAAACCCCAAAAGCUGCCAUUGAUGGUUCUUACAUUGAUAAAAAAUGUCCAUUUGCUGGUACUGUUUCCAUUAGAGGUAAGAUUUUGACCGGUACUGUUGUUUCCACCAAAAUGCACCGUACCAUCAUUAUUAGAAGAGAUUACUUGCAUUACGUUCCAAAAUAUAACAGAUACGAAAAAAGACACAAGAAUGUUGCUGCUCACGUUUCCCCAGCUUUCAGAGUUGAAGAAGGUGAUGUUGUCACUGUUGGUCAAUGUAGACCAAUUUCUAAAACUGUCAGAUUCAAUGUUUUGAAAGUCGCUGCUAGUGCUUCUAAAUCCAAGAAAUUCUCUAAAUUCUAA
This is a messenger RNA of Candida dubliniensis CD36, 468 nucleotides long. Its product is annotated as 40S ribosomal protein uS17. The transcript has 2 exons. The coding region runs from base 1 to 468 and encodes 155 amino acids. Gene Ontology annotation, cellular component: cytosolic small ribosomal subunit; ribosome. The record is from RefSeq and is a predicted model, not a curated record. Gene Ontology annotation, biological process: translation. Gene Ontology annotation, molecular function: structural constituent of ribosome. Lineage: Eukaryota; Fungi; Ascomycota; Pichiomycetes; Serinales; Debaryomycetaceae.